GAGAGCAGCAUGACUGGCACUAGAAGCCGCACGACAGGUAGCAGCAGCUCUACGUUGACAUCUGCGAGUGGCACCAGCGUUACGACAGAGAGCAGCACAAGUGAAAGCAGCAGCUCAACGGUGACGUCGGCGAGUGGGACCAGCACCACGACGGAGAGCAGCAUGUCUGGCACCAGUAGCUCUACGUUGACGACUGCGAGCAAAACCAUCACCACGACAGACAGCAGCAUUACAGGUACCAGUAGCAGCACGACAGAUAGCAGCUCUACGGUGACGUCAGCGAGCGGGACCAGCAGUACGACGGAGAGCAGCGCAUCUGAAAGCAGCAGCUCCACGAUGACGUCCGCCAGCGGGUCCAGCACAGCAACUCAGAGCAGCUCGACUGGCACCAGUAGAAGCGGGACACAGAGCAGCAGUUCUACGUUGACGUCAGAAAGUUUGACCAGCACCACGACAGAGAAGCAGCAUGAUUGGCACCAGCAGCACCACGACAGGUAGUAGCAGCUCUACGGUGACGUCUGCGGGUGGCACCAGCGUUACGACAGAGAGCAGACAGAGUGAAAGCAGCAGCUCUACGGUGACGUCAGCGAGUGGUAUCAGCUUUACGACAGAGAGUAGCUCGAGUAAAAGCAGAAGCUCAAUGUUGACGUCAGCGAGUUCGACCAGCACCACGACAGAAAGCAGAAGCUCAACGUCGCCGUCAGCGAGCUUGACCAGCACCACGGUCAAGAGCAGCAUGAUUGACACCAGCAGCAGCAGAACGACAGGUAGUAGCAGCUCUACGGUGACGUCUGCGGGUGGCACCAGCGUUACGACAGAGAGCAGACAAAGUGAAAGCAGCAGCUCUACGUUGACGUCAGCGAGCGGGACCAGCACCACGACAGAGAGCAGCAUGACCGGUGCCAGCAGCUCUACGUUAACGUCCGCGAGCGCGACUAGCACGACAGUGAGCAGCAUGACAGGUACCAGCAGCAGCACGACAGAUAGCAGCAGCUUUGAGUUGACGUCUGCGAGCGGUACUAGCCUUACGACAAAGAGCAGCUCAAGUGAAGGCAGCAGCUCUACGUUGCCGUCGGCGAGCUUGACCACCAGCACAACCACAAUGAGCAGCAUGACUUUCACCAGCAGCAGCACGACAGGUAGACACAGUUCUACGUUGACGUCAACGAGUGGUACCAGCGUUACGACAGACAGCCGCACAAGUGAACGCAGCGGCUCCACGGUGACGUCAGCGAGCUUGACCAGCACCACGACAGAGAGCAGCACGUCAGAUAGCACUAGCUCUACGUUGACGUCCGCGAGAGGAACGAGCACAAGCACAGAGAGCAGCAUGACUGGCACCAGCAGCAGAACGACAGGUAGCAGCCGCUCUGCGUUGACCUCAGCGAGUGGUACUGGUACCUCGACAGAGAUCAGCACAAGUGAAAGCAGCAGCUCUACGGUGACGUCCGCGAGCGGAACCAGCACCACGCUAGACACCAGCAGCAGCACGACAGGUAGCAGCAGCUUGACGUUGAUGUCUACGAGCGGUACCAGCGUUUCGGCAGAGAGCAUCAUCAGUGGAAGCAGCAUCUCUACGGCGACGUCAGCGAGAGGGACCAGCACCACGACACCAAGCAUAAUGGCUGGCAGCAGGAGCUCUACAUUAUCGUCAGCGAGCGGGACCAGCACCACGAUAGAGAGCAGCAUGACAGGUACCAGCACGACAGGUAGCAGCAGCUUGACGUUGACGUCUGCGGGUGGUACCAGCGUUACGACAGAGGGCAGCAUACGCGAAAGCAGAAGCUCGACGUUGUCGUCAGCGAGCGGGACCAGCACCACGACAGAGAGCAGCAUGACUGGCACCACCAGCAGCACGAUGGGUAGCAGCGGCUUUACGUUGGCGUCUGCGAGCGGGACCAGCACCACGACAGAGAGCAGCAUACGUGAAAGUAUCAGCUCUGCGUUGGUGUCAGCGAGCUCGACGAGCACCACAACAGAGAGCACCAUGACUGGCACCAGCAACAGGUCUAAGGUGACGUCUGCGAGUGGCACCAGCGUUACGACAGAGAGCAGCUCGAGUAAAAGCAGCAGCACUACUGUGAUGUCAGCGAGCAGGACCAGACCCACGACAGAGAGCAGCAUGACUGGUACCAGCAGCUCUACGGUGACGCCGGCGAGCGGGACCAGCACCACGACAGAGAGCAGCAUGAUUGGCACCAGCAGCACCACAACAAGAAGCAGCAGCUCUACGUUGACGUCUGCCAGUGGUACCAGCGUUACGACAGAGAGCAGAACAAGCGAAAGCAGCAGCUCUACGGUCACGUCAGCGAGCGGGACCAGCACGACGACACAGAGUAGCAUGAACGGCACCAGCAGCAGCACAGCAGAUAGCAGCAGCUCUGCGUUGACGUCUGCCAGUGGUACCAGCGUUGCGACAGAGAGCAGAACAAGUGAAAGCAGCAGCUCUACGGUGACGUCAGCGAGCGGGACAAGCUCCACGACAGAGAGCAGCAUGAUUGGCACCAGCAGCAGCACAGCAGAUAGCAGAAGCUCUACGUUGACGUCCGUGAGUGGGACCAAAGCCACGACAGAGAGCAGCACAAAUGCAAGCAGCAGCUCUACGUUGACUUCAUCGAGCAAGACCAGCACCACGACUGAGGGCAGCAGGACUGGCACCAGUAGCACUACGACAGAGAGCACCAGCUCUCGGUGGACGUCCGUGAGUUGGACCAGCAGCCGAAAGAAGAGCAGCGCAACUGAAAGCAGCAGUUUGACUUCGACGUCCGCGAGUGGGACCAAGAGCAGCACGACAGGUACAAGCAGCAGCACGAAGGAUAGCAGCAGUUCUACGUCGACGUCCGCGAGUGGGACCAGCACCACUACACACAGCAGCGCAAUUGAAAGCAGCAGUUCUGCGUUGACGUCCUCGAGAAGAUCAAGCACAACAACUCAGUGCAUCUCGACUGGCUCCAGUAGCAGCACGACAGAACCCAGCAGAUCUACUUCGACGUCUGCGAUGUGGACCACCACGACGGAAAGAAGCAGCUCCAUGUGGAUCUCCUCGAGUGGAACCAGCAGCUUGUCAACCAGCAGCGCGACAGAGAGCAGCACAACAAGCGUCAGUAUGAUCACGACGGGGACUAGGACCAGCAGCUCAACGGAGAGUAGCACGGACAGUAUCAGCACAGCAGAUACCACAAGCAACACAUUGGAGCGCAACAUCUCUACAGGGACAUCCCUGGUUUGGACCAGCAGCACGGACAGUACCAGUAGCAGCACAUUGGGGAGCAGUAGCUCUGCGCUGACCUCUCCGAGCGGGAGCGGCAGCACGACCGAGAGCAACAGCUCCACCUGGAUCUCCAUCAGCGAGACAAUCAGUCCGUCGGAAAGCAGCACGACGGGUACCUCCACGACAGAGGCCAUUGGUAGAACGACAGGGAGCAUCACGAUAGGUUCCAGCACGAUUGCAACCGCUUCCUCGGGCACUGCCAUCUCCAGAACAGGGUCGGCUUUCACGGUCAGCAGCACCACUCUCAGCAGUAUAACGAUCAUCUCGGAUCUUGCUACAACGCGAGCUUCGACGGCCACUGCCACUGCGAUCACUGCGACCUCCACGACCGCAGCUACAUCAACAGCGUCGGCGUUGACAAGUACGACGUUGACAAGCACUACCACAGCGCUCUUUGUGGUCACCGGGUCCCUCGAGUUCAACUGCGCAGGGACGCAAGAAAGCAUCGAGAGCCUCCUCAUUUCUUACUUAUCAUCCAUCGCGACUGCUGGCGCACUACCGACGGAGGUGAGCGUCACCGUCGCGCCGGCCGCGGGCGCCUCCGGCAGAGGGCUCCAGGAGGCGGCGUCGGCCAACGUCUCCGUGGCGUGGGGCGCGGCCUACGAGAUCGUGGCCGACCAGGAGGCUGCCGAGACGAUCUUCCAGACCGCGAAGCAGAUGAGCGUCGACACCCCGGCCGCGGCCGCCGCCCUGGCCACCGUCUUCGAGGGCGCGGGCCUGGAGCUGGAGGAGGCGUCCGUGGUCAUCGGAGAACCGGAGAUGAAGAUCGUAACGGCCACCAGGACUUCCGUCAGCACCACAGCGACGCACACGGCGACCUUGGCGUCCGCCACCUCCACCGCGACGUCGGCGAGCCCCGCCCGCACCUCCUCGCCAGCGGGCCUCACGGAGGCGCUGCUGCCCCCGGACGCGGCGGCCGCGGAUCAGUCCACGGAGGCCUCCACGCGGACGGUGUUGCUCGCCGUCGGCGGUGCCUUCGGCGCGGCCGCGGUGGCGCUCGGGGCAUGCAUGACCGCGCGUCGCUGCAGGAGCUGGAGGAGUUCUUGCCCGCAGUUCGACGAUAUCGAUUUCGAUGUCGACAGCGGCUGCAGCGUUAAGAAGGACCCGACGAUUGCUGUGGACGUCGACGGAGCCCCAUGCACGGGGGACGAAGCCCAGGGAUCGACGAGGUCUCCCAGCCUGCAGUCGUCGCAGAAGCGCAUUACUUCGCACGGCGACAGCGGCUCUGGCUCAUCGCCGUUUUCGCUCGAAUCCAUCUUGGAGAAGGGCCCAGAGUACGGUCGCGAGUCAGCGCCAGCCGACUUGACCUGCGCGCAGUCGCGCGGCCUGUGCCGUUCUUCCAGCCCAGAUCGCAGCCCCACGUUCCGCCUGCAGGUCGCGGAGUUCCUGGUGCCUGGCGAGGGUGCCGCAGCGCCGGACGUGCCCGUCGUGCACGGAGGCGGGCGCGGCCCGCGCCCUCCGGAGCGCAGGCCCGAGCUGAGCGUGGAGGUCGGCGCGCCGGGCGCGCGCGGCGCGAGCGGUGGCGGGCGCCGGCCGCACAGCCCGCGCAGCCCGCUGAGCCCGGCCAGCCCCACCUUCCGCCUGGAGGUCGGGGCGCCGCCGGAGUCGGGCGAGGUGGCCGAGGAGCGGGGGUGCCCGGAGUCCCCGGCGCGCGGCGCGUUCCCGCGGGUGCCGCGGCGGGCGGGCGUGUUCGGGGCACGCGUGCGGCCGAACGCCCAGGCGCAGCACCUCGGGGUCGCGGAGCUCGAGUUCAUCUCCGACCUCGAUACCAUAGCCGCGGAAGAGAUGAGCAUGCUCGAGGUGCAGCCAGCUCCAGCUCCCUGGGGGCGUGUCACGUCAUUCGGGCCCAUCGCGUUGCAGCCAGGCCUCAUCGAGUGCAGGCCCCAUCGCGUGCAGGCCCCAUCCCUGGGGGCGACGCCUGCAGGCCACAUCGCAUUGCACUAAAGGUGCGUAGCUUGUUUUGGUUGGCGUCGUUUGGACGCGGACGCAAGUUCUUCCUUCGCCCGCCAGUCGUCGCGGUGCAAGUCGUGUGCCGUUCAGAGGGAGGGGUGGAAGAGGAUCUGUUCUAGACCACCUACGCCCAGAGGGCUGGUGGGAUUGUAAUGAAUCGGGGCCACGCGCCCGUUUGUUUCACCUCUGUUAGCAUUGCCAACAUCUUUGCCUCAAGGGCUGUGGCGCCUCCUAUCUGGCAUUGUCGCUUGCGCUUCCGUGGAGUUGCCAGGACGCCCAGUUGCGACUGUGACUUGUGACGUGGGAUCCUUCCCCGGAACAAUCUGCAGAAGGAAAUCCCACAUGUUUGUUUCACGGCAUAUGCACGUUGUAAGCACAGUUAGGUUGUGCAUUUAUCACCAUUAAUCACGUGUAAUUAUCAUUUUGUUCGGUGCGCAAAUAGCUCUGCUAGAUCUUAGCGACGCUUGUGUGACCCCUGAGCGAGCAGCUGUCUGCGCGAGAAGCGACGGACUGGGCCGCUACCGGGCGAGUUCGUCGGCGCCCCCCCUUCUUCCACCCAAGGGCUGUACAGACCGAAAACGGUGCGGGCUCCCAUGCGAGCGCGGCAUGUCGCGCAGCCACCAGGUCUGAUUGACGCACGGUUGUAGUUUAGCGCGGUAGCGUGACGUGGCUGUGAUGACCGCGGCACGGGUAGCCUCAAAUGGUUCGGAUGCCAGGUCCAGGCCAGGCCGGCGGUGACGCAGCAGAUGUGACGACGUGAUGCAAUCAUGGCAGGAGCGCUUAACCCUGUCCUCGGAUCUUUGCAUCGCUCGAACUUGUGC
Prorocentrum cordatum is the source of this 6042-nucleotide messenger RNA. NCBI's taxonomy places the organism in Eukaryota, Dinophyceae, Prorocentrales, Prorocentraceae. The record is from the annotation of a GenBank genome assembly.